Messenger RNA from Verticillium alfalfae VaMs.102, 1668 nucleotides. Its product is annotated as chloride channel protein. Gene Ontology annotation, biological process: chloride transport; transmembrane transport. NCBI's taxonomy places the organism in Eukaryota, Fungi, Ascomycota, Sordariomycetes, Glomerellales, Plectosphaerellaceae. Gene Ontology annotation, molecular function: voltage-gated chloride channel activity. Bases 1 to 1668 code for a protein of 555 amino acids. The record is from RefSeq and is a predicted model, not a curated record. The transcript has 5 exons. Gene Ontology annotation, cellular component: membrane; early endosome; Golgi apparatus.
AUGGCAGACAGGCAGAAGCACCUCUCUGCACCCGUGUCGCCAGCACACAGCCGACGCCCGUCCCGUCUCGAUCUUAGCAGCAGCAACGAGCACCCAGACGAACGAUCACCCUUGUUGCAACGGUCGCGAUCCCACAUUCGCAUACACAACAGCCAUGAUACAUCAAACCUCAAGACUCCUGGGCUCUCGAGGAGAAACAGUGGACAUGAUGCUCACCGUCUCAAGGCAUUACGCAGCCGUAAAGACUUUCGUGGCCGCGUUCAUGCCUUCUUCGACGCGUCCCAGGGCUGGCUCCUCAGCUUUGUGUGUGGAGUCAUCAUCGCCCUCAUCGCCUAUACCAUCACAGUUUGCGAAACUACCUUGUUCGACUGGAAAGAUGGGUAUUGCACCAGAGCUUGGUACAACAAUGAAAAGGAAGUGUCCUACUUCUUUCCAGCCAAGACGCUCUUCAGGACCUUCUUUUGCUGCAUGGUCGCUGCCCUGACACUCAAGUUCCUGAAUCCCUACGGCACGCAGAAGAUUGUCCUGUUCCAGGUGCGCUACAUCAUCGACUGGGCUUAUUUUGAGUUGGCCACGUUCGUCGUAGUCGGUAUGCUGGGCGGUGCCGCCGGCGCGCUCUUCAUCAAAGCAUCCAAACACUGGGCCCAGAGCUUCAGGCGCAUCAAGGUCAUCAAGGCGUACCCGAUGCUGGAAGUGCUGUUGGUGGCCAUCGCAACCGCUCUUCUCAGUUACUGGAACGUCUUCACGAGACUCCCUGUCGCCAAACUCCUUCUCAACCUUGCAUCGCCUUGUAACGACAAGGAUACCGACCGGGACGACCUCGGCUUGUGCCCUUCGGAAAUCAGCGAGAUCCCCCCCAUCCUUAUGAGCUUGCUCGUUGCAUUCCUCAUCAAGGGUCUGCUCACCACUGUCACCUUUGGCAUUAAAGUACCUGCGGGAAUCUACGUCCCAUCCAUGGUGGUGGGAGGUCUCAUGGGUCGUAUGGUAGGCCACAUCGUGCAAUGGACCGUCAUGCGGUUCCCCCAUUUUGGGCUCUGGAGCGACUGUGCAGCGACUGUGCCAGGCACCUGCAUCCAGCCCGGUGCUUACGGCUUGAUCGCGGCCGGUUCCACCAUGUGCGGCGUGACUCGGCUGUCAGUAACUUUGGCCGUUAUCUUGUUCGAGCUCACCGGAAGUCUGGACUAUGUCUUGCCGUUCUCGCUGGCUAUUCUCGUGGCAAAGUGGACGGCGGACGCUAUCGAGCCUGAAAGUAUAUACCUGGAAAUUCUGCACCGCGCAGGCGAGUUGGACGGCGGUCUGCCGAUUAUUCGCGACGACGUGCUGGUGGGGCUCAUCCCGGCGCCGGACCUCGAGUACGCCCUCGAUAACCUCGAGGACGAAGAGAGCACGCUGUGUCUCAUGGCGCACGCGAGGCCGCACGGCGAUUCGAUUGAGGAUUCAGGAGGUGAGGAAGACGUGGACCCGACCGAUUUGACACCGUUCAUCGAUGCGGCGCCCGUGGCGCUCGAUAUUCGGUCGCCGAUGGACCUGGUCUACGAGUGCUUCGUCAAGCUCGGACUGCGCUACAUCUGCGUGCUGCGCGACGGGCGGUACGCGGGUUUGGUGCACAAGAAGAGCUUUGUGAAGUACAUACGGGAGCUCGAGGAGAAGGAGAGGCACGGUGGCUGA